This is a messenger RNA of Didymodactylos carnosus, 1137 nucleotides long. The record is from the annotation of a GenBank genome assembly. Lineage: Eukaryota; Metazoa; Rotifera; Eurotatoria; Philodinida; Philodinidae.
AUGUGGUCGAUACUCUUCUUAUUGUAUGUGUCGCUGUCAGUGACCGAUGGUGCACCAAGAACUGAUUGCACCGUAUCAGGAUUAUCUGCUGGUGGGUCAAUGGCAACGCAAUUGCACAUUGCAUUUUCAAAAGAUAUAUCGGCCGCUGGUAUUAUCACCGGACCGCCAUAUUAUUGCGCACAAGGGAGUAUGUUAACUGCCAUUGGUGCAUGUAUGAAUGGUCCAGCCACCUCUGUUGGCGUUACGGCGAUUCAAAAUAAACUAAAAUCUUAUGCAAGUGCCGGCACAGUAGAUUCAUUAAAUAACUUAAAUGGUGAUCCUGUUUACAUAUUUCAUGGUAAAACUGAUCGGACUGUCGUUGAGGGUGUGGUUAAACUUAACGAACAAAUAUAUCAGCCCUACAAUAUAAAUUUGAAAACAAACUACGAUUCACAAGCGAAUCAUGGAUUUGUGACAGAUAAUUUUGGUGGUAGUUGUACAACAUUAAAUUCACAAAAUUAUAUCAACAAUUGCAAUUUUAAUCUAGCCUAUGAUAUGUUAAAUCAUCUGUACGGCGGAAAUUUAGUGAAACCAACGGGCACAACAACGUUGGGUGGACAAUUGAUUGAAUUCGAUCAAGGAUUAUUUAUUAAUCCAUCAAUAAUGAAAGAAAAUACACGUGGAGUAUUUGAUUUGUGGUCACAAUGGAUUGAUGCCACACUCGCAUUAUACAAUCCAGCCAAUUAUCUACCGGGCUUAUCGGGCAUAACGCUACCUAACAUUACAUUACCAGGAAUAACAACCGCCACAUCAUCAUCAGCCAGCUCGAUCGGAUUCGAUACAACUGGUUAUUUGUAUGUUCCAUCUGGUUGUACAAAAGGUAAAGGUUGUUCGAUUCAUGUUGCUUUACACGGAUGUAAACAAGGUAAACAAUUUGUCAGUAAUGUGUUUGCAUCGAAAGCUGGUUACAAUGAAGUGGCAGAAUUGAAUAAUAUUAUUGUCAUCUAUCCACAAGUUAAAUCAUCUACUUUUCCGUCCAACCCAAAUGGUUGUUUCGAUUGGUGGGGUUAUGGUAACGUCAAUUAUGCAAAUAAACAAGGACCACAAAUGGUGGCCAUCAAAAACAUUAUUGAUACUGUGAGAGCGAUUCAUGCUUGA